AUGUUAAUUUGCCAUUGCUCCAAUUUUGGCAUAGCCCAAUCUUCAACAAUAGGAGCAAAUGAUUGUACGUUGGCAGUAUCAACUGUCAGUCGAUCAAUCCCCUUAAACUCAUUCGAACUAUUAUUUUGCGUUGGUGAUAGACGACUACUCCCAACCAUGGCGGCCACAAUGCCUAGCAUGGCAUAUACGCCGCACCCUACCAAAAUGAUGAAGGCAGCGCAGUGGAUGGGUACCCGCCACGUCGAAGUGGGAGUCGUACCCAAGCCGAAGAUUACAGACCCCAGCGACGCCAUAGUCCAAAUCACGCACUGCACGAUCUCCGGUUCCGACAUCCAUUUAUACGAGGGCCAGCUCAAAGACGCAAUGGAAAAAGGCGACAUCCUCGGCCAAGAAGCCAUCGGAAUGAUAGAAGAAGUCGGGCCGGAGGUCAAAACCCUCAAAGUAGGUGACCGGGUCAUCAUCCUACCCGUCAUCUCAUGCGGUACCUGCGAGUAUUGCCAGCGACAGCAGUAUUCCCUCUGCGACAACACAAACACAUCCAAGGAAAUGGAAGCCGCGUAUGGCCACCGAGUCGGCGGCAAGCUGGGCUACAGCCGGCUCUGUGGUGGGUAUCCAGGUGACCAGGCGGAGUACUGCCGCGUGCCGCAUGCAGACCUAUCGUGUGUCAGGGCGCCAGAGUUUAUCGAUGCGCGGAAAUUGCUGGGUUUGCCAAACGUCGUGACCACCGCUUGGCAUGCGCUGGAGUUGGCUGAGGUGCAGGAGGGAGAUGUGCUGGGUGUUUGGGGUUGUGGGCCUAUUGGUCUCGCCACGCAGCGACUGGCGAAGCUUCGUGGCGCGAAGAAAGUCUUUGCCAUGGAUAAGGAUGCUCAGCGAUUGCGGAUUGCGGAGGACUUUGGCAUGACUCCUGUUGAUGUGGAUAGUCAUCCGGAUGUGGCUGAGUACAUCCUGUCGAUUCAGGAUCACGGCCUUGAUCGGUCUAUUGAGGCUAGUGGGUACCGUUGUUGCGGGAAAGAGCAGUAUCCAGCUAUGCAGGCGAUUGGGAUGGAGAAGGAUAGUAGUGAUACAUUGGCGGCAAUCAUCAAGGCAACCCGUAAGGGUGGUAAUGUGGCAUUGGUUGGGGAUUUCUUCUUCACGACGCGUGAUUUCCCGAUUGGGCCCAUGAUGCAGAAAGCGCUGACAGUCCGCGGGGGUCAAACGUGGCCCCAAAAGUAUUUUCCGUUCUUAAUGGAUCUGGUGGUGCAAGGCAAAGUGGAUACGGCAUGGAUGUUCACGUAUGUGGACGAAUUCGAGAACAUCGCGGAGAUGUACAAGAAGUUCUCGCAGCAUGAGAUCCCAGGCAAACUGAAAGUGUGUUUAGUGACGGCUUAUGGACGCAGCCUACAAAUGCAAGGCUAUAGCGACCUGCCAGUCACGGAGGUUGGGAUCUGA
Molecule: messenger RNA, 1428 nt
Organism: Penicillium egyptiacum
Lineage: Eukaryota; Fungi; Ascomycota; Eurotiomycetes; Eurotiales; Aspergillaceae
Source: the annotation of a GenBank genome assembly